AUGCCAAAAACAGUGCUAUACUAUUUCCCUGCCAAGGCUCUUGGUGAGGCCAUCCGCUUACUCCUUGCGUAUAGUGGGCAAGACUUCGAAGAUCACCGAAUAAAGUUUGAGGAUUGGGGAUCCUUUAAGUCUUUGAUGCCAUUUGGCCAAAUGCCCGUACUUGAAAUUGAUGGAAAAAAAUAUGCGCAGAGUACAGCCAUUGCUCGCUACCUCGGUCAAAAGAACGGGCUCGCUGGAGACAACUUAGAAGAAAGUUUUGAAAUCGACCAGAAUGUCGAGUUUCUGAUUGACAUACGUGAUGAGGCAGCGGAAGUCCACUAUGAAAAAGAUGCAAAAUUAAAGGCCACUAAGUAUGAGGAUAAUCUCAAGAACAAAUACCCGGCUAUGCUCAAAAAACUCGAUGAGAUCAUAAAGCAGAACAAGGGUCACAUUGCGGCAGGAAAGCUAACGUGGGGUGAUUUCGUUUUCGCCGGUAGUUUCGACUACAUGAAGGUUAUGCUUCGUAUGCCUGAUUUAGAAAAAAAAUACCCAAGUUUUAAACAAGUCAUUGAUGCAGUGUACGCUGAUGAGAAAGUGAGGACCUACAGCGAGAAGUGCCCAAAAACUGAAUUUUAAAAUGUAUUAUACCACAGUGUUCAAAUAUGGAAUAUUUGGUGGUUAGGUUUGAUCAGAGUUAAGUUCAGUUAUUGACUGUAUAGAUGUAAAAAAAAUAGUUUAGAUAAAUAAUUGUUUUCAAAUUAAUUUUAUAUCAAUGUACUCGAAGUGCAUAAUUGCCAUUAACUAUAUUAUCACCAGCACUAAAUAUUUGUAGCUCUCAAAGAACAGAACUCAAUCAAAAAUGUCGGAUAGAAAUACGUGGACACACAGUUGCAAGAUUCGAUAAAACAUAAGUAUAGUUCAGCAAAAAAUUGUUAAAAAAGUUGCUUAA
Molecule: messenger RNA, 928 nt
Organism: Vanessa atalanta (red admiral)
Lineage: Eukaryota; Metazoa; Arthropoda; Insecta; Lepidoptera; Nymphalidae
Product: glutathione S-transferase 2-like
Exons: 4
Coding region: 1-615 (204 amino acids)
Biological process (GO): glutathione metabolic process
Molecular function (GO): glutathione transferase activity
Source: RefSeq, a predicted model, not a curated record